AUGAUUGACCACGUCCUUGGACGACCUUCGGUCAAGUCGCGCCGACUCCAGGUGCUGGCUGUUCUGGCCUUCUGGUCAGCAUACAUCUUCAGAGGCGAUCCCCAUGGUCCUCCUGUCAUGCGAUUCUUCUCCAAGCUCACCACGAAACGUCUCACAACAUGGCAGACUGUCGUUGCCACUAUGCUCUAUCUUUACGCUGCUCGCAACUUUAGCACACUCGUCGGGCUUGCAAGCCCUGAGCCCAUGUGCAAUAUGUACGAUGCCACUUAUUUCCGUGCCACUUGGGUAUUGACCGCCCUGGACGCCGGAUUCUGGACCGCCAUGAAAAUACGGGCCAAAUGGCUACGCGACCUCGCCAGUAUCGUCUUCUCAGUCUUCUACAUGUUUGCCGCUGAAAAGGCCGAUGAAAAGGUGCGAAAGGUUCGCGGAAUGUUGACGGUCGAACACCUGCGAGUGUCUUGGAACAAGGGGACGACCCCUUACCUACGUUUCUUCCAGGGUCUUUUGCGCCCUCGCUUCUCCCGUUGGCCACCGCGUGCAAUUCGCAUCCCGCGACCAAGUGGCAGUGACUACAAAGAACCGGUAUCUGCUUGGCUGUACUUUGACGGCCCGCUCACCGACCUCGCGCGGCACAACAGAAUCAUUGUGGACAUUCCUGGAGGAGGGUUUGUGGCCAUGGACCCUCGAUGCAAUGACGACAAGCUGUUCGCCUGGGCUGCAAAGACCGGAAUGCCGGUGCUGAGCUUGGAUUACAAGAAAGCUCCGGAGUUCCCAUACCCCUAUGCACUAAACGAGUGCUUCGACGUCUAUACCACCAUCAUCAGAAGCAAGGGAAGGUGCAUUGGCAUGUCUGGGAGGGAGACGCCCAGGGUGGUUCUAACGGGAGACAGCGCUGGAGGAAACUUGGCGACGUCGACGGCCCUUAUGAUUAUUGAACGGACGUCAGCUCCUUUGCGGCACUACGUAAACACCGGAGAUCUUCCCUUGCCUGAUGGACUUGUUCUAUUCUACCCUGGACUAGACAUGAAUAUCGGAAACUGGAUGUCGGACGAGCAAAUGUCAUUGAUGAAGGACAGAAGAAUGAGGAGCACGAACAAGUCAAUUAUCAGGCGCAAGAGCAUGCAGUACAAUGACCUGGUCGGCACACCACACCAGACUGAUGAUGAGGAGGAAAGAACUCCUAAAAAUCUCACAGAACUAACAGAUAAAGAGGCUGAGAUCGCAUCAUCACAAGUCCUCGCAAGCCCGCACCCUGAGUACUCGCACAGUGGUCCGCAGGUCCUGUCAAAUACACAGCUGGCGUCGCAGGAUAUCAAGCGCCAAAAGAGCACCUCCCACCACUCGGAGCCUCUGCGGACCCGGCUUGCUAUGUCUUCAAUGAUUUCUUACUUUAAUGACCGCGUCCUUACACCCGAAAUGAUGCGCGCCAUGAUUAUCCUUUACAUUGGCCCCCACAACCGGCCUGACUUCAGCCAAGAUUACCUACUGUCCCCUGUUCUGGCACCUGAUUCUCUCCUGGCCCGUUUCCCCAAGGUUUACUUCCUUACCGGCGAACGGGACCCAUUGGUUGACGACACAGUGAUUUUCUCUGCUCGGCUGCGAAAAGUUAAGGAGGCCAUGUUCGACCAAGCACGCUCUGAGCGCUCUGACCUGGGUGACGGUCAGGAGCCAGUUUUCGACGCCAGGGACGUUGCUGAGGUGAUACUCAUUCCCGGCAUCUCCCAUGGCUUUUUACAGUUUCCAACCGUGUAUCCGCCAGCUUGGAAGCUUAUUGAUAGAUCCGCUGAUUGGAUCAUGGAGACGUUUGCUUACGCAGACGCAGUCCGCGAACGUGAGAGUCGUGGACGUCGGCGUGUUGGCGGACCCGCUACGAACGGCAACAGUCAGGGAAGACAUCACAUGCGGACUGAGUCGAGCGGUGACGAAGACCGGCCUCUCGAGAUCAGCAUGACGCGGGCCAACCGAAGCAAAACUCUGACGAAGGAGCCACAACCUAUGGCGGAGGGCGAGUCACUGGUGGAGAAGGUCGAGGCCGGGAAUGGGAAGAAGAAGAACGGAAGAGCGAGGGGCGCGAGCAAGAGCGCGGGCACAAGCCUGGUCAAGCUCAAGAGUACAGAUGACCUACUCGGCAGGCGUAUGCAUGGGCUAGCUGGUGGACUGACAGGCGUUGGUAAUGAACAUGAUUGA
Molecule: messenger RNA, 2187 nt
Organism: Colletotrichum truncatum
Lineage: Eukaryota; Fungi; Ascomycota; Sordariomycetes; Glomerellales; Glomerellaceae
Product: hormone-sensitive lipase
Biological process (GO): triglyceride catabolic process
Cellular component (GO): cytosol
Molecular function (GO): sterol ester esterase activity; triacylglycerol lipase activity
Source: RefSeq, a predicted model, not a curated record